GCCGAGGAGAGGAGCGGCGCGGACCGUGGGGGAGGCGGCGGGGGCGAGGCUGGCAAGAGGCGGCCGCGGGCCGGGCUGCGUCGGGAAACGGCGGCCAGACUUCCCCGGGAAGGGGCGAGCGAGAGCCGGGCCGGGCCGGGCCGGGCCACGGGGCCGGGGAGCGCCGAGCCGGGCACCUCCUCACCGGGCAGCGACCGAGGAGCCCGGCCGCCCACCCCGUGCCGCCCGAGCCUGCAGCCGCCCGCCGGCCCCUCUGGGAUGUCCGUAGGACCCGGGCAUUCAGGACGGUAGCCGAGCGAGCCCGAGGAUGGGACGGCACCCGCAGCUCCGGCUCGUCAAGGCCCUUCUUCUUCUGGGGCUGAACCCCAUCUCUGCCUCCCUCCAGGACCAGCACUGCGAGAGCCUGUCCCUGACCAGCAACAUCUCAGGACUGCAGUGCAACGCAUCCGUGGACCUCAUUGGCACCUGCUGGCCCCGCAGCCCUGCAGGGCAGCUAGUGGUUCGGCCCUGCCCUGCCUUUUUCUAUGGUGUCCGCUACAACACCACAAACAAUGGCUACCGGGAGUGCCUGGCCAAUGGCAGCUGGGCCGCCCGCGUGAAUUACUCCGAGUGCCAGGAGAUCCUCAAUGAGGAGAAAAAAAGCAAGGUGCACUACCAUGUCGCAGUCAUCAUCAACUACCUGGGCCACUGUAUCUCCCUGGUGGCCCUCCUGGUGGCCUUUGUCCUCUUUCUGCGGCUCAGGAGCAUCCGGUGCCUGCGAAACAUCAUCCACUGGAACCUCAUCUCCGCCUUCAUCCUGCGCAAUGCCACCUGGUUCGUGGUCCAGCUAACCAUGAGCCCCGAGGUCCACCAGAGCAACGUGGGCUGGUGCAGGUUGGUGACAGCCGCCUACAACUACUUCCAUGUGACCAACUUCUUCUGGAUGUUCGGCGAGGGCUGCUACCUGCACACAGCCAUCGUGCUCACCUACUCCACCGACCGGCUGCGCAAGUGGAUGUUCAUCUGCAUCGGCUGGGGUGUGCCCUUCCCCAUCAUUGUGGCCUGGGCCAUUGGGAAGCUGUACUACGACAACGAGAAGUGCUGGUUUGGCAAAAGGCCUGGGGUGUACACCGACUACAUCUACCAGGGCCCCAUGAUCCUGGUCCUGCUGAUCAAUUUCAUCUUCCUUUUCAACAUCGUCCGCAUCCUCAUGACCAAGCUCCGGGCAUCCACCACGUCUGAGACCAUUCAGUACAGGAAGGCUGUGAAAGCCACUCUGGUGCUGCUGCCCCUCCUGGGCAUCACCUACAUGCUGUUCUUCGUCAAUCCCGGGGAGGAUGAGGUCUCCCGGGUCGUCUUCAUCUACUUCAACUCCUUCCUGGAAUCCUUCCAGGGCUUCUUUGUGUCUGUGUUCUACUGUUUCCUCAAUAGUGAGGUCCGUUCUGCCAUCCGGAAGAGGUGGCACCGGUGGCAGGACAAGCACUCGAUCCGCGCCCGAGUGGCCCGCGCCAUGUCCAUCCCCACCUCCCCCACCCGUGUCAGCUUUCACAGCAUCAAGCAGUCCACAGCAGUCUGAGCUGGCAGGUCAUGGAGCAGCCCCCAAAGAGCUGUGGCUGGGGGGAUGACGGCCAGGCUCCCUGACCACCCUGCCUGUGGAGGCGACCUGUUAGGUCUCAUGCCCAUUCCCCCAGGAGCAGCUGGCACUGACAGCCUGGGGGGCCGCUCUCCCCCUGCAGCCGUGCAGGACUCUAGCUCAUGAGUGGAAAGUCACCUACAGGACUGGGCCGGGCCCAGGGCCUCUGGCUUCCCUGCCCAAUCCUCCCUGGAGAAGGGACAUGGGAAUGAAUGGAAAUGGGGCACUGGACACCUACAGCAGCACGCGUGUCCCUCCAAGGCUGUCUUCUCCCAGAGCACAAGAAGGCCAGCCCACUGGGGCCUGGGGCUGCCCUCAGCAACUGUGGGGAGGCCAUUUGCUGCCCUGGGGCAUCAUGGGCAACUCGUGACAGCCUCUGACUCAGCACGAUGACGCCUCUGGACCUCGGUGAUGCCUUCCGACACCACUGGGAACCAAGGGCCCUCGCUCAGGAACCCUGGAGACAGAAGUCAGUUGUCAUCAUCAGACGUGCGGCCACAGCAUUAGAGUCACCCCCCCAGGCCUCCAGAACCUCAUUGGCACUGUGGCACUGCCACCAGCAAUGCCCUGCCUCGCUGCCUUCACCCCGAACAUUUACUACCCUGCAGGCCAGGCCAGCUUCCCUUCACUUAACCACCCCACACCAGUCACCUCCUGCUCCUUUUCCUCUUUUGUGAGAAGAUGGGGGCUGGAGGGGGCAGAGUGGCCUGUGAGCAAGAGCCAGGGGCAUCCCAGUCCCAGCCUCUGGGGUGGAGCUUGUAGGCCCGGAUGGCCUCUGGGGCAGGACCACUAGCUAAGCCAGCCAGGAGAAGACCCCUGCCCAAGUGGCUCUUGGGACAACAUGCUUCUUACACUCCAGGUGUGGACCGGCCGCAGCCCCCACCGACCUGCCCAUGUCCAGAGGGACUGGACAGCCAGGGCAGGGCUUUGGGGGGCACUAGAAGAUGAGGGUGUCGGCUGUGAGGCGGGUGGCUGGUAUAAAUAAUAUUUAUCUUUUCAACCAGCA
Nomascus leucogenys (northern white-cheeked gibbon) is the source of this 2618-nucleotide messenger RNA. Lineage: Eukaryota; Metazoa; Chordata; Mammalia; Primates; Hylobatidae. The record is from RefSeq and is a predicted model, not a curated record.